Messenger RNA from Eucalyptus grandis, 2698 nucleotides. Its product is annotated as putative F-box protein At4g09190. Gene Ontology annotation, molecular function: protein binding. Bases 1312 to 2460 code for a protein of 382 amino acids. The record is from RefSeq and is a predicted model, not a curated record. Lineage: Eukaryota; Viridiplantae; Streptophyta; Magnoliopsida; Myrtales; Myrtaceae. The transcript is spliced from 4 exons.
UGCAUAGUUCUCUCUUCUCCCGUUCUCUGCCUUGCUCGACUCUCUUCUCCCGUUCUCUGCCUCCCCUCGACGCCACCGCCGACCUCUGCUCGGCGAGCCACCGCCGACCUUUGCUCGACGCCACCUCCGCUCGCCCUCGACCCCACCGCUGCCUUCGUCGUCGACGGCACCAACCUCUUCGAGAAGCUCGGCCUCCCCACCUUCGUCAAUCUCCCCACCAAUUUCUACACAAGGUCGCUUCUCUGCAUAUGUCAAGGGAAAAAUUUCGUUUCUUUUUUAUCUAGUCAUGGAGAACGCGUGUUUCUAUGCUUGCCCAUUUGUUCGAUCGCGCUUUUAUGUUGGUGCUGCUCGAUGGGGUUCGUGGGUGUUGCUCUGAUGAUGGCGGAUGAUAGGUCUGAUGCUCCCUGCGAUGUCUUUUCCGACGUGUUCUUUUUAGUUGUAUCUUGACGAACUGCCGCUUCUUAUAGGUCAAUUGAGAUUGUUGAAAACAAAAAUGAUGACAAGAUCCUGGCUUUUGCUGAUUGAGAAUGUGAUUGACUAGUAUGGAAGAGUGAGAUGUUUGUGUUGGUGAGGUGAUUUAAGAUGCACUUCAGACCAUCGGGUUCGUUAGUUUCUUUGUGCUUUCAUUAGAUAUGGCCUUGCUCGAUUUUUCAGAGUUAGGAAGUGGGUUUGUUUGAGUCUGUCGCAGUGCUCUCUCUCUCUCUCUCUCUCUCUCUCUCUGUGGCGUGGGUUUUGUGUCUUCUGUGUGUGAAUUUUUUAUUUCUCUUUCUCUUUCUGGUUCUGUUUCUUGCGAAGUGCAGAAUUCAGGUUUCACAGACUUGAGGAGCUUCUCUCAGCGGCCUUUUGUGCCUGUAAUCUCUACCGCCCCUUUCUUGAAUUGCUUAUAAGAGCGGCGAGGCCAAGGGUGAGCUCGUGGCAAGAUUUUCAUGUGCUUGCUGAAAAAGCUGUUUUUUCAAGAGGAUCGCUUUUGCUGCCCUUCUUUGACUCAAUUGGAAGGGCAGUAGGAAGUUCCUAUCAGUCAAUGUUGUAUCAUCCGAUUGAUGCUUGGAAGUUCUUGACAAGCCGAAGUCUCACUUGUACAGGUGCAGCAGUAGGAAAGCUCAUCAAUUUGGUGACGAAGUGAAGGUUGCCCAAGCUGAUGAUUCAAGUAAUUAGUAAAAUUUACUAGUGAGACUUGCCAGAUAACAUUAGGCAAUUGAUGCCUGCAAAGUUUUUGAAGGCAUGUAAAGGAAGAAAUAUAAUUAGGGAUUCGUAGCUUGUGCAAAAAUCAGCGAACGUAUUCCCCGUGCUUCUUUUGUUCAGCAUUGGAGGAUGAUGAUGGCGACGGCAAUAAGAGAUGCUGGUGAUCAGGAUCGGCAGCUUCCCUCGGAUGUGAUGUACAACAUCUUCUCGAGACUGCCGAUCAAAUCACUGAUGAGAUUCAGGUCGGUCAGCAAAUUAUGGAGGGAGCUCAUCAACGAUCCACAACUUUCCAAAUUACACACACGUAAAGAAACUGUCCUCCUUCACCACCAUGCAGGAACUAUAUCUGUCUUCACUCCUCAUACAUCCAACAUUGCCUUGAUGAACCUCCGCCCCAUGUUUAAAUCACCGGAGAUCAAAAGAUGCAAGGUGAUAGCCGUUGGCGACGGAUUUCUCUGCCUUAAGCGUGAAGGCUCCAAGCCUCAAAAGGAUAUAUGGUAUGUCGUGAAUCCAAUUACAAAGCAAGUGUUGAAACUGCCAAAACCAGCCACAGAGUGUGAGUGUCCAUACACGUGCGCAUACGGCAUCGGAUUUGAUGUCUCGAGUGGAACUCUCAAAGUGGUCCGCGUGUGCUUCUCGUCUUAUGAAUCGGGUUUCAGCUACACGUUGGGGGCUGAAGUGUACGACUUCGGGGAGAGAUGCUGGCGAAGGCCUUGCACGAGUAGGGUCUCUAUAUUCCCCGUGAGAGUACUCGGGGGGGCCAUAUUCCCACAGGAGAGGGCCAUAUCUGCCAAGGGAGGUAUUCACUGGUUCAAAGAGAAUGAUUUGGCAGGACAAGGAAUGGAACCGAAGAUAGUUUCAUUCGACCUUGGAAAGGAAGAGUUCUCUUUACUACGGCCUCCGAAGUUCAAAGAUGUUGGAAGUGAAACAGGGUUGUUCGAAGUGGGAGGAUCGCUGGCGAUCGCGAAUCAUUCCCUGGCAAGACGUGUGGAGAUUUGGGUCUUGGAGAGCGGCAGCAAGUGGACGAAGAGGUACAAGAUUGAGUUGGCAGCAUUCCCAGAGAAUUUCAAGGACCAUGUGAUACCGAGGAGGGUGAGAUGUGUGGGGAAGAUAGAUGGGCAGCUGGUGUUAGUGAACUUCGCGGGCAGGCAUUGUUUCUCCUUCUAUAGUCCCAAGCAGAGGAGGUCCUCCCGGGGAUUUGACUUCGAGCACGUCCCUCAUGUCUGUCUAUCUCAUAUCUUCGCCUUCACGCCCACCCUCAUCUCAUUCCAUUUGUGAUUAUAUAUGCGAUGGCCAAGCUAAGCUAAGAGAGUAGAGGUGAGAUGAUAUCAGAAGGUGCAUUUUUUUGUCACAUUAACCAGAAAUUACAGCAUUAACAUGUAACGUGUGAUGAGUUCGUAGUUGAUGCCAUUGAGUUAUUUAUUGGAGUUGGCCAAUUCACAUGCGAUGGUUAUGACUUGACUGUCCUAUGUUUUUCUCUUUGUAUUAAUAUAAGUGUCGCUUAAAUUUGUUGUGA